Molecule: messenger RNA, 1035 nt
Organism: Mesitornis unicolor (brown roatelo)
Lineage: Eukaryota; Metazoa; Chordata; Aves; Mesitornithiformes; Mesitornithidae
Gene: TUSC3
Product: tumor suppressor candidate 3
Exons: 8
Coding region: 1-768 (255 amino acids)
Cellular component (GO): oligosaccharyltransferase complex
Source: RefSeq, a predicted model, not a curated record
AUGGAUGUAUGUUUGUUUCUUUUCCUUAACAGGCAAGCUAAUGAAGAAUACCAAGUGCUGGCUAAUUCGUGGCGCUAUUCAUCUGCUUUUUCCAACAAAUUGUUUUUCACAAUAGUGGAUUAUGAUGAAGGGGCAGAUGUUUUUCAACAGCUGAAUAUGAACUCUGCUCCGACUUUCAUGCAUUUUCCUCCAAAAGGUAAACCCAAGAGAGCUGACACAUUUGACCUGCAGAGAAUCGGAUUUGCGGCUGAGCAGCUAGCUAAAUGGAUAGCUGACAGAACAGAUGUUCAUAUUAGAGUGUUCAGGCCUCCGAACUAUUCUGGUACAAUUGCACUGGCUCUUCUGGUAUCUCUUGUUGGUGGCUUGUUAUAUCUUCGAAGAAAUAACUUAGAGUUCAUCUACAACAAAACUGGCUGGGCUAUGGCAGCUCUGUGUGUUGUAUUUGCUAUGACAUCUGGUCAGAUGUGGAAUCACAUCCGUGGACCUCCAUAUGCACAUAAGAAUCCUCAGAAUGGGCAAGUGAGUUACAUACAUGGAAGCAGUCAGGCUCAAUUUGUUGCAGAAUCACAUAUUAUUCUUCUGCUGAAUGCUGCAAUUACCAUGGGAAUGGUACUCCUGAAUGAAGCUGCUACCUCCAAAGGGGAUGUUGGAAAAAGGAGAAUAAUAUGUCUGGUAGGCCUGGGUCUGGUGGUCUUUUUCUUCAGCUUCCUGUUGUCAAUAUUCCGCUCCAAAUACCAUGGCUACCCAUACAGCUUCUUAAUUAAGUGAAUUUAAGAGGGAUUCAUUUAGAGCUGCUUACCAUGAAGAUAAACUAUUACUGAUAUUAUCUGCCCACCAAUGUUACAUGUAUUCAAGAAUCUUCGGUUGGUUCAUCUGUUUUUGUGGUAAUUUAUAUAGUAUGCUGAUAGAGAAAUGAAUGCAGUUUUAUGCAAUGAAUGUGUAAUUUAUACAAACAUACAGUAAACACCUAACUGGAAAGUGCUAAGAAGUUAUUAAUAUAGUGCGCUCAAGAAUUUAAAUAAAUUUCAUUAUAAU